AAUUUGUUCAUCAAUUGCUUGUAUCUGUGCGUACCUAGGGUUAGGGUUUUAGAGUUAGUUUAUUUGUUUGUAUUGUUCCAUUUGUGUAGCUGAUGGUUUAAGUAGGAUUGAGUUGAUCAAUUGACCGCCUAUAAAUAAUAUUUCAAUACUGGAAUAUAUUUUUCUGAAGUUAUUGUUUGCUAAACAACCAGGAAUACUUGAAUUUAGAUAAUAAUUUGUCAAAAAAAAAAAAACUUAGAUAAUAAUAAUUGUGCUUUUGAUCUGUGAUUUGACUUUUUGUUUUUUUUACAUUUAGGCACGUCAGUGUUGCAAAUUAGUUUUAAAUGUUAAUUAAAUGGGUAACAUCUUUAGUUUUACAAAAUUCAAUUUCUCUUAAAAUAUAUUAUACAAACCGAAUAAAAUUGGGUCUUCCUUAUUCUUCCUAUAUAUACAAAAAGGUAAUAUAAUUUUUAAUCGAAAUACAGUUGCAGUACUCUCUCUAACCCAUUUCAGACUUCAGAAUUGCAACCCUUCUAUCUCUAUAUAUACCUGUACAGUUGGCUUCACCUUCUCUCUCUCUCUCUCUCUCUCUCUACAUGGCAUGGUAACCAAACCCAGUUCGGACCUUCUUGAAGUUCAAUCUUUGCUUCCUAAGAAUCUGAAUCCAUCGUCCAAAUUCCUUCCUUUGUCCCUUUAAUGGUUGCAACCAUGAAAAGGCACGCACUUACUCUUACUGAAUUUGAUCAACACUUGCAGUUCUCUUUCUGUCGUUCUUGUGAAGCCCACAUUGCCUUACAAUCAGAUUUUGCAGGCGCUGACACCACAUACAGUAAAGCCAUUUUCCUAGACGCUGUCAAUGUUGUAAUCGAUGGCCCAAACCGUCAUCGUACGGAAGGUACUAACAAAGUAGCCGAUGUUCACUGUACUAGAUGCAAUACCCUUCUGGGCUCACAAUAUGUAAGAUACUCCCAGAAAAGAGUUUUAUCUAUUAUAAUUUUGACUCUGUAUAAUUCUUCUAAUUGUGUGGUAUUGAAGUUGGAAACACCGAAGGACGUGUCAGAGCAGGAAGAUUUGGACCGUUUUUCAACGAGCUCCGUUUCUGGAAUGGAAGCGCUCCUCUGGCUUGGCAAUAAUUCAACCAGUUUCAAAUACACGGAUUGGUCACUGCACAGAGUGACAGGAUAUCAAUUUGAAGGGCUUCAUUGAAAUAUAUUUGUCCAAUUUUUUUUUCUUCAAGUUAGAAGUGAAAAAUUCUUCUUGUUAAUUUGGGAUAUGCAAGUGUUUUUAGUUGAGGAAUUCAAAUCAGAAGGAACAUAAUUUGAAUAUGCAUUUUGAAGCCGCUAUGAUAAGAAUCCUGUAAUCUGCUUAUGGUGUAAUAUUACUUGUAUAUCUUAGUUGCUUUAAAAUUUUCUUAUUACAAGUUUUUGUUUUUUUUCUU
Cornus florida is the source of this 1417-nucleotide messenger RNA. RefSeq names its product protein yippee-like At4g27745. Bases 676 to 1185 code for a protein of 169 amino acids. The transcript is spliced from 5 exons. The record is from RefSeq and is a predicted model, not a curated record. Lineage: Eukaryota; Viridiplantae; Streptophyta; Magnoliopsida; Cornales; Cornaceae.